Molecule: messenger RNA, 2812 nt
Organism: Mus musculus (house mouse)
Lineage: Eukaryota; Metazoa; Chordata; Mammalia; Rodentia; Muridae
Gene: Rbm17
Product: RNA binding motif protein 17
Exons: 6
Coding region: 166-831 (221 amino acids)
Biological process (GO): mRNA cis splicing, via spliceosome; alternative mRNA splicing, via spliceosome; RNA splicing, via transesterification reactions
Cellular component (GO): nucleoplasm; nucleus
Molecular function (GO): RNA binding; nucleic acid binding
Source: RefSeq, marked validated
CUCUUACCCCGCGCGGUGCAUCCCUUUGCGGACUCCGUGGAGGCUCGGCGCUGCGGCGGACUCCGGCGGUGGGCGGGCUUCCGCGCAGGGCGGCCGGGCUCCGCGCUGCCGCCGCCGUGGCCCAUGGGCACAAUCGUCUCGGAAGGCCGGCAUUAAACCAAAAAGAUGUCCCUAUAUGAUGACCUGGGAGUGGAGACCAGUGACUCAAAAACUGAAGGCUGGUCCAAAAACUUCAAGCUCCUGCAGUCCCAGCUCCAGGUGAAGAAGGCGGCGCUCACUCAGGCCAAGAGCCAAAGGACCAAGCAAAGUACAGUGCUUGCUCCGGUCAUCGACCUAAAGCGAGGCGGCUCCUCAGAUGACCGGCAGAUUGCAGACACACCACCUCACGUGGCAGCUGGGCUGAAGGACCCUGUGCCCAGUGGGUUUUCUGCAGGGGAAGUUCUGAUCCCCUUAGCUGAUGAAUAUGACCCUAUGUUCCCCAAUGACUAUGAGAAAGUGGUGAAGCGCCAGAGAGAAGAGCGGCAGAGGCAGCGGGAGCUGGAAAGACAGAAGGAAAUAGAGGAAAGAGAAAAGAGGCGUAAAGACAGACACGAAGCCAGUGGGUUUUCAAGACGACCAGACCCUGAUUCUGAUGAGGAUGAAGAUUAUGAGCGAGAGCGGAGGAAAAGAAGUAUGGGAGGAGCUGCCAUCGCCCCACCGACGUCUCUUGUAGAGAAAGACAAAGAGUGUAUGUGCCUCGCUUUCUUUUAUUACCUAUUCUCACACAGGUAUUUGUGGACAGUGAAGAUCCUAAGCUUGACUCUCUUGUGUCCUGAGUUUAGAGCAGAAUAGCCUGGUUUUCAUCCCUGAAGUCACAGUGGCCUUGCUUCCUGCUAUACCUGGGAUGCUUUGACAGGGUUUCUCUGUAUAGCUCUGGCUGUCCUGGAGCUCACUUUGUAGACCAGGCUGGCCUCGAACUCAGAAAUCUGCCUGCCUCUGCCUCCUGAGUGCUGGGAUUAAAGGAGUGCGCCACCACGCCCGGCUUCACUUGGGACUUUUUAAUACCAGACUCAGAAAUACAGAGUUGGUUUGGGUUUUUUUGUUGUUCUUGGGUUUUAUUUUUGUUCUUGUUCUUUUGGUUUGUUUUUGUUUUUGUUUUUCCUUUGCAGGGUAAGGUUCAAGACAGGGUUUCUCUGUAUAGCCUUGUCUGUCCUGGAACUUAGUUUGUACACCAGACUGGUGUUGAACUUAGAGAUCUCCCUGCCUCUGCCUCCUGGUUGCUGAGAUUAAGUGCCCAGCCUGAAGUGGAGAUUUUUAUACAAGAAGAUAACUUCAUUUUUAUUGUUAUUUCCAUCAAGGUUUCAUGUUUGCAAUAGGUUCAUUUGAAGUAAAUUAGAGCAAUAAUAAAUAGUAGCUAACGCCCCUUGACUAGCAUGAAGGACAGCAGCAGGAAGUGUUCAAAUUCAGGGGUAGCCUGUGCUCUAUAGUGAUGUUCCAGGCUAGCUUAUGCUCGAUGAAUAUAUGCAGGCAAUACACUCAUGCACAUAAAACAAAAAUAAAGUAAUUGAAACAAAACUAAAAGCCAUCAAUAAUCUUUUGAAAAUAUUUAUUAUUUAUUUUAAUUUUGUGUGCAUGAGUGGUUUUGCCCAUAGCAGAUUUUGUAACUGAGAUUGAGAGUGUGACUGAGCAGCAUUCGUCUACUUAUAAACAUGACCACCCACUGUCAGGUCUCCUGGAGCUCCUCUAAAACUCAGAAGUUACGGUUGGGCUUUGCCCCAUGUUUUGUACGGAGCUGUGCCUAAACUUAUAAAAAUAAAUGGCUGGGCCUGCAGAGAUAGCUCAGCAGUUAAGAGCACUCGCUACUCUUCCAGAAGACCCCGGUUCAAUUCCUAGCACUCACAGAGUGGAUGACAGCCAUCUGUUGACUCCAGUUCUAGGGAAUCUGUCACCUUCCUCUGUCCUUCAUGGGCACCACACACGCAUGCACACGGUACAUAGGUAUACAUGCAGCAGAAACACUCAUAUACCUAAAACAAAAAUAAAUAAAAGUAAAGCCUGUCUUAGGGUUUCUAUUCCUGCACAAAACAUCAUGACCAAGAAACAAGUUGGGGAGGAAAGGGUUUAUUUAGAUUACACUUCCAUACUGCUGCUCAUCACCAAGGAAGUCAGGUCUGGAACUCACACAGGGCAGGAUAUAGGAGCUGAUGCAGAGGCCAUGGAGGGAUGUUACGUACUGGCUUGCUUCCUCUGGCUUGCUCAGCCUGCUUACUUAUAGAACCCAGGACUAGCAGCCCAGGGAUGGCACCACCACAAUGGGCCUCCCACCCUUGACCACUGAUUGAGAAAAUGCCUUACAGCUGGAUCUCAUGGAGGCAUUUCCUCGAGGGAGGCUCCUUUCUCUGUGAUAACACUAGCUUGUGUCAAGUUGACACACAAAACCAGCCAGUACAGAGUCAUCAAUAAUCUUUUGAAGAUAUUUAUUUUAUUGUAAUUUUAUGUGUAUGAGUGUUUUGCCUGCAUUGUGCCUGGUACCUGUGGAGGUUAGAAUAGAGCAUUGUAUCUCCUGGAGCAGGAUUUAUGUAGGUUAUGAGCCACUGUGUGGUGCUGGGAACUGAACCUGGUCAGUAUGAUAGCCAGUGUAUGAUAUGAUAUACACUGUAUGAUAGCCAGUGCUCUUAACCAUUGAACCACUAUUUCAGCCCCAAUAUUCUUUAAUAUGCAUUAUACUAUUAUGUUUUAAAGGAAGAUAAUUUAAGAAUAUGAUUAAAUAUAUAUUGUACAAACAAAACACCUGACAAACAAUAAACCAGUUUCUGCCGACAGGGCCCAUGUA